This is a messenger RNA of Oreochromis niloticus (Nile tilapia), 443 nucleotides long. RefSeq names its product ASNSD1 upstream open reading frame (gene asdurf). The coding region runs from base 133 to 378 and encodes 81 amino acids. NCBI's taxonomy places the organism in Eukaryota, Metazoa, Chordata, Actinopteri, Cichliformes, Cichlidae. The record is from RefSeq and is a predicted model, not a curated record. The transcript is spliced from 4 exons.
AGUUCAAACUGUGUAAACCUUCAGCACCCGGAAAAGCUUCCUUCUGGUUAGACACAUGAGUUUACUCUGAACCGGGUUCGAUUUUAUUAGUAAAAUCUCUGGACAGUUUUUCCUACGUUUCUUCGCACUAUCAUGUCUUCAAAAGGCUGCAGCAGUGACGAGCAGUUUGAAGGACAGGCCGCAGUAAAAGAAGAGCUGAACAAGAAGAUUAAAGAGCAGAAGGUGCUUGUGGACGAGCUCUGCAAUCUGAAGAAAAACAGGAAAGUCUACAUCCAGCAGAGGAACAGUAACAUCUUCUUCGUAGGAGACAGAAGUCAGACACUCACUUCCUGCAAAAAGGAGCUCGAUUAUAUGAAAAAGGAACUUCAGGAUAUCUGAGGCCACAGCAACGCCGCGAUGUGUGGGAUCUUCUGUGCGCUGAGUCUGGCGUCCGCUCACUCUCA